AAAUAAUUUGAGCUAUUAGGCCAUGACCUCUAAACACUGGACAGCAGAUCCAGAUGGAGAAGUUCAGAUCAAGAAAACGUUGUCUGGUCCAUCAUCAGUUCCCCCCAGGACUAUACAUGAUGUGUUUCUAGCUACAGUAACGGCCCAUAAAGACAGCCCCGCACUAAAAGUAAAGCGAACGAAAGGUUGGGCCACGUGGACAUACAAUCAAUAUUAUAACGACUGUAGUACAGCUGCGAAAGCCUUCAUCAAACUUGGUUUACAGCCGGCUAGUGCCGUGUGUAUUAUGGGAUUUAACGCUCCAGAGUGGUUUAUCGCAGAUAUAGGAUCCAUAAUGGCGGGAGGCAUUGCAGCCGGGAUUUACACAACUAACUCUGCCGAGAGUUGUAAAUAUAUCCUGUCUCAUUCUAAGGCUCAGUUUAUAGUAGUGGAGAACAGGGCCAUGCUGGAUAAAAUACUGCAGGUUAAACAGCAGUUACCAAGCUUGCUGUAUGUAAUUGUGUACGAUGACGUAGUUACUCAAGAGCAAAAGGAUCAAAACGUUUUGGAUUGGGAUACUUUCAUGAAGAUAGGAAGUGAUAUACCUGAGUAUGAACUACAGUGGCGACUGAAGAAUCAGAAACCCAACAAAUGUUCCACUUUAAUAUACACAAGCGGAACCACCGGGCCUCCAAAGGCUGUGAUGUUGUCUCACGACAAUAUCUCGUGGACUGCACUGGCAUGUUGCCAGAUCCUGAAUGUUCGAGAAACUUCCGAUGUUGUUUCGUACCUUCCCCUCAGUCACAUUGCCGCGCAAAUUAUUGAUUUACACGGACCUAUGGCUUGUGGCGCGACAGUGUGGUUCGCUAAAUCGGACGCGCUGAAGGGGACCCUUGUAGACACGUUACAAGAAGUCAGACCCACAAUGUUCCUGGGGGUACCCAGGGUAUGGGAGAAGAUACAGGACAAAGUUGAGAUGCAGAUUAACGAAAUGAAGGGGUUCAAGAGAGCUCUUACUAAAUGGGCCCAGCGGAUCGGAACAGAUGUGGGUGAAGCUAAACAGAACAGCACGGAGAUGCCCCGAGGCUACUGGAUGGCUGACAGAAAGAGCAAAGAAUACCCGGCAGGCUACUGGUUUGCAGACAGGUUGGUUUUCAAUAAGAUAAAACAAAUUCUUGGUCUGGACAGAUGCAUCUUACAGGCAUCAGCUGCUGCCCCCAUCACCCAGGAAACUAUUGCCUUCUUCCAGAGCCUCGAUAUUCCUGUCUACGAGAUCUACGGGAUGAGCGAAUGUUCCGGACCUCAAACCCUCUCUUUUGAUGGACAGCACAAAGCAGGUAGUACAGGUAAGAGCAUCCCCGGCUCGGAGAUAAAGAUUGAAAUGCCGGAUCGGGACGGAAAUGGCGAGAUUUGUUACCGGGGGAGACAUAUCUUUAUGGGGUACAUGCACGACGAGGACACUACGUCUAAAACUGUCGACAAAGAUGGAUGGCUGCACUCUGGUGAUAUUGGGAAACUAGAUAAAAACAAUUUCCUCACGAUAACUGGGAGAAUAAAAGAAAUAAUCAUCACGGCGGGUGGAGAGAAUAUCGCGCCUAUUCCUAUAGAAGAUAAGGUAAAACAGUACGCGCCAAUAGUUAGUAACUGUAUGGUAAUAGGUGACAAGAUGAAGUUCUUGUCACUUGUGUGUACCCUGAGGUGCGUGAUGAGUGACGCGCACGAACCGCUAGAUGAGCUCGACUGGAUCUCCCUGGAUCAAUGUCGGAAACUUGGCAGCUGCGCUAAAACUGUUUCUGAAGCUCUGAUGGAUCCUCUGGUUUUGAACAACAUAAAGAGGGCAGUACAAGAGGCCAACAAACAAGCUGUCAGCAACGCCUCUAAAAUACAGAAGUUCCGGAUCCUUCCAGAAGACUUCUCAAUAGGAGGAGGUGAGCUGGGACCCACACUCAAGCUGAAGAGAAGAGUAGUGAUGACUAAAUACGCGGAUAUAAUAGACGAGAUGUAUGAGGAUUACAACGAGAGACCGCCCUCACCCUCUAGCAAACCUGAAAGGCUCCCAUCCCACGCGUCAGCUCCGUCGGCAGCUAGCGCUAAGCGCCCUGAAAGUGACUCCUCAACGGAGGACAAGAUAAUAGCCCAGCACUUGGACGAGCUCUCUCUCCAUUUAGAACAGGAGCGUGUAGCCCAGUUACCUGGUUAUAGGUCUAGAACAAGUUCUCAACUCUCUGAAGAUGCCCGUCCUCCCUUCCCUCCACUGCAGACGCAGUUAUGACUAGGCGUACCAAAUGGCGAGAUUCCGCCGAGCAAGCUUUAGUUCCAAAACACUUCCGAUGAGAUCCCGGUACCGUCCGCUCCUUAUAUGGGCAUCACGUGUACCGUCCGCUCCUUAUACGGGCAUCACGUGUUCCGGUGCUAGCAGAUACGAACCGCACUGAUCACGUGUCACCUGUCACGUGACAAGAUAACGCAGUAUAGAUUGCGUGUGUUUGUGUGUCACGAACUGUAUACUCUAAAAUAAUGUCUAUUAUAAUGUUAGCCUUUUCCGAUGUAAAGUGUGAAAUGUUUGGUUUUUUGAUGAUUUGCGUAUGAAGCCGGUAACUUUGUAUGUUGGUGAUUCGAAGAGAUUUAUAUGAUACAGUCUAGCAUUGUCAACCAAUGUGGUUAGUGUUUAGAAUGGAAGUAAUUAAUCUGAAAUUGCCGGGUAAUUGACUGUUAAUUGCCGGGUAAUUGACUGGAUUGUAUCAGCGGUUAAAGAUAUCAGUUUUUUUGCACUGAACUGCAGCUCCGCCUGGAACUGUCCUGUUCAGAUGUGAUAUCCUGGUCGAGGGUUCUAGUUUGAUGUUUAUAGUAUUAUUGGUUCUUGUUCUUUUAUCACUAGGUUACAUAGGGACGCGUGAGUGAAAUUGUAGUAGCGUGCCGUUAUUAUAAUAUAGAAUUGUCGUGGAACUUUAUAAAUGUGUAGAAGCCUUUAUGAACAAUGCUUGAAGAGUGUGUUAGGCCCAACGCGUGAUAUUUUAUUAACAUUGGGUUUGACUUGAUUUUGUAUUGAAAGUGUAUUCAGUUGUGUGAGAAUUAAAGCGCGACACAAUGCCGCGACGGUCAGGAUAAAAUUUUGAAUUUAUGUCUGUGCUCUGCAGUCGACAAUUUACGUGUAAAUAGUCUGGUAUGAGAAUACGGGUAUUUUCAUGAUGAUAGAGCAUGCCAAUUUUAGGUCAAAUAAUUAAUUGAAUAAAUGGUCGAUUAUAACUUGCUUUGCCAUUGGUUCAUACUGUAUUUUCGAUAUUUUUGCCCGUAGUGAGAGUAUAUUGCUUCUGUUAGAUGUCGAUCUGUGGUGGAAGUGACUCAAAAGUCCGGAUCCAACUUUUGUUCUCAUUCAUAUGGGUCACAUAUUCCUAAUUGCCAUGAAGCCGAGAUAGUUAUGUGAUAUAAAUUGAUUUAGUCAAGUUUAGAUUACAAAUUUAAGUUGAUCUUAAAUUGUUGAAAUUCUAAUGGAAAAUUUAAAAUAUUAAAAUUCUCGAUUAUGAAGUCUACUUUAUCAGCUCCAUAGUAUUAGUACGUUUUACAGGGAAAUUGCUUAACAUUGGUGUUAGUAAAAGAAACAUUUUUACUUUCACCUAAAGUGCUAAUCUAUUAUCCUUCGAUAUUAGGCUAUAAGCGCACGCGCAGCUCAUAAAACAAGCUAAGGAUUAUAAUAAAGUUGAAGUUAAACUUUAAAUUGUCUGCAAGUGUAAUACUUAUAGUACUAGGUUUCCUAGCUGGGUUCAAUCAGUGGUUUUGGUAGAAAGUAAAGCUGUAUAAUCAUGGGGCUGAUAACUUAAUAUAACCUUUGCAAUUAUGAAUAGUAUCUACUUCUUAUCGUAAAAGUUUGUUGGCAAAUGAUGUGAGUUCUAAUUUUGAACUGAAA
Bolinopsis microptera is the source of this 3883-nucleotide messenger RNA. RefSeq names its product long-chain-fatty-acid--CoA ligase ACSBG2-like. Gene Ontology annotation, molecular function: long-chain fatty acid-CoA ligase activity. NCBI's taxonomy places the organism in Eukaryota, Metazoa, Ctenophora, Tentaculata, Lobata, Bolinopsidae. The record is from RefSeq and is a predicted model, not a curated record. Gene Ontology annotation, cellular component: membrane; endoplasmic reticulum. The transcript has 21 exons. The coding region runs from base 23 to 2251 and encodes 742 amino acids.